AUGUUGAUUCCCAAGGCCGACCGCAAGAAGAUCCACGAGUACCUCUUCCGCGAGGGUGUCCUCGUCGCGAAGAAGGACUACAACCUCCCCAAGCACCCCGAUAUCGACACCAAGAACCUCUUCGUCGUCAAGGCUUGCCAGUCCCUCACCUCCCGCGGCUAUGUCAAGACCCAGUUCUCCUGGCAAUACUACUACUACACCCUGACCCCCGAGGGUCUCGACUACCUCCGCGAGUGGCUUCACCUCCCCGCUGAGAUCGUUCCUGCCACCCACAUCAAGCAGCAGCGCUCCCACGCUCCUCCCCGCGGCAUGCUCGGCGAGGGCGAGCGCGAGAGAAGGCCCUUCGGCGGCCGUGGCCGUGGCGAGCGCGGUGACCGUGAGGGUGGCUACCGCCGCCGUGAUGCUGGCGAGGGCGGCAAGGAGGGUGGUGCCCCUGGUGGAUUCGAGCCCCAGUUCCGUGGUGGCUUUGGCCGUGGCCGUGGCGCUCCCCCCUCGUAA
Messenger RNA from Colletotrichum siamense, 498 nucleotides. Its product is annotated as 40S ribosomal protein S10-A. The coding region runs from base 1 to 498 and encodes 165 amino acids. The record is from RefSeq and is a predicted model, not a curated record. The transcript is spliced from 3 exons. Gene Ontology annotation, cellular component: cytosolic small ribosomal subunit. Lineage: Eukaryota; Fungi; Ascomycota; Sordariomycetes; Glomerellales; Glomerellaceae. Gene Ontology annotation, molecular function: structural constituent of ribosome; RNA binding.